AAUUGUAUUUUGGAUGAGCAGAUGGUGUUCAAUGAAGAUGUACUACAAAAUGUUCAAGUCCCUCUGCCAAGGAUCAAAGAAUUGAGGUUAUCGGUAGCUGAAGAAACUGAAGAGUUGUGUGUGCUUCUUAUCAAUGAUUUGUUUUGGAGCUUCCGUCCUGCUAUUAUUUCUUUGAACGUGAAAGUCUGCAGCAGAAUAUUCCUUAAGUUAUUAUUGGAGAAGCUAAGGAGCAACAACGAGAAAGAGAGAUGCUGCAGUUCAAAUCAAAUGAAAUGUUGGUGGCAUGAUUUGAAAGAUGUCAAAGUCAGAAGCUCUCCUGAGAAAUAUAAGAACCUCAGUGAUUGUGAAGAACUCUUGGAUUCAUUGCCAAUGAAUUUUUCUUCUCCGGAUUGUGAAGAACUCUUGGAUUCAUUGCCAAUGAAGUUUUCUUCUCCGGCUCUGCAGCUUAACUUUCAGUUAGAGUGGAACUCAUUAUAGUAAGACAACUUAAAAUACAAAAUUACAACUGCAAUUUGUUAUGUCGUUUUUGUUUUCUUGCCUUCUUUGUGUUUAACUGUUGAUGAACCAGUUGAAAGUAAUUGAUAUGUUCUGCUUUAACAUUCA
Arachis ipaensis is the source of this 603-nucleotide messenger RNA. The record is from RefSeq and is a predicted model, not a curated record. NCBI's taxonomy places the organism in Eukaryota, Viridiplantae, Streptophyta, Magnoliopsida, Fabales, Fabaceae.